AUGCAACCGGCCCCCGAUUGGUCGGAUUCGAAUCGGCCACUCGGCGGGAAAUCGGAAUGGGCGUGUCCGGACGAAGGGAGAGCGGCCGACGUCGCCGAUGCCGGCAACCGGGUCGGUGGCCGUUCGGCUGACUCAUCGGGUCUCCCACGGGUGUGGAAACACUUCGGACAGAUCCACACCAAUCACAAACGCGGCAAUUGA
Molecule: messenger RNA, 201 nt
Organism: Angiostrongylus costaricensis
Lineage: Eukaryota; Metazoa; Nematoda; Chromadorea; Rhabditida; Metastrongylidae
Source: the annotation of a GenBank genome assembly